UCAAGUCGUUAUAAGAGUAUAUACUUGAGAGGCACAGAUCUUCUGCCACCACCACCUGAUGUUUUCUUCAUUCAUCCCCUUUUAUAUUGAUGAAGAUGUGAAGUGAGAUACUUCCAAUUAUUGGGGUAUAAAAACAUUGACUCUGUAAGAAAUCGUGAUCAGUUUUAAGGCAGAUACCGGAGGUGGUAGUUUUACUCAUCAAAUAUUAUUUUUCGAAAAAAGGGCUCGCUUUCUGCCUUUGUUUUAUUUUGUGCGCCUGGAAAUGUGAAUUAUUUUAACUUUUUUUUUAUCAUUGUUUGAUUUUUGAUGAUUUGAUUUAGUUAAAAACAAAAACUCGUAUCUAUAGAAAAACUUUUUAAAAAUUGUGUUGUGUAAAUAUUAAGAGAAAAACGACAGAGAAAUAAACAUUCGAAAAAUGUGCGAAUAUCGUGAGAAAACAAAUGAAAAUGAAGACACAAAUUCAACAGUUGAGGAAGCUGCGGGAGGGACAGCAGCAGUUGAGACUGGUAUUGGUACAAGUAGAACAAUAACUUUAGGAACCGAUGUCAUUGCUGGGCAACCCCAACCGGCCAAGGGUUCAGAAUACUUCGAGAAUGCUCUACAAGCAACAAAAUUCGGCAAAUUCAACUAUUUUGUUAUCCUGAUUUCCGGAUUGAUUCUUUCAAAUGUUUUACUCGAAACACUUGGGAUAAGUUUUGUACUGCCUGUUUCACAAUGUGACCUUCAUCUAACAAUUAAAGAACGUGGAGUCUUGAGUGCCAUUGGCUUUGUGGGGAUAAUUACAACAUCACAUCUGUGGGGAUUUUUAGCUGAUACAACAGGACGAAGGCAAAUUAUUCGACCAACUUUACUUAUAGGAUUUGGAUUUACUGUACUCUCAAGUUUUACAAAUAACUUUUGGGCUCUUUGCAUUUUGAGAUACCUGAAUGGAUUUUGCAUAUCUGGAGGAUCUGCAACUGUCUAUGCUUAUUUGGGAGAAUUUCAUACUGAAAAGACACGAUCCAGAGCUAUUAUGGGUGCUGCUUUUAUCUUUGGAGUAGGUGCAAUGAUAAUGCCAGCUUUGGCAUGGCUUGUCAUCAAUCAGGAAUGGCGUCUCGAGAUUCCAUUACUUGCUAUAACCUACAAGCCCUGGAGACUCUUUAUGGUAGUCUGUGGUAUUCCAGGCUUUAUUUGUGGCCUGUGUCUAUUCAAGAUUCCCGAGAGUCCCAAAUUUCUGCUUUCCCAGGGAAAGGAUGAGAUGGCAUUGGAUAUACUCAAGACAAUGUUUAAGUGGAAUACUAGAAGAGCAAAGGAUGAGUUUCCUUAUUCCCGUGUCUUAGAAGAUAUUGAUUCAUCGAUGAGACCUAAAAUGGCUUUGCCCGCAACAAGUCCGUGCGUAGCACUUUUCAAAUCAAUGUGGGCACAAACUCAACCACUUUUCAACCGGGAAUACAUGCGAACAACAGUUUUGAUAUGUUCAAUUCAAUUUUGGAUUUUUGUAACAUCGAAUGGAAUGUACAUGUGGUUUCCACAUAUUUUGAAUAGUGUUGGCGAAUUCAUCAAAGAAAAUCCCAAUAAUAGAACUUACAUUUGUGAUGUUGUUUAUAAUAAACAAGCUGUGCUAUUCGAACAGGAAAACCACCAGGCUCAGGAAGUUUGCAAUGAAAAAUUGGAAAUUUCAACAUAUCAGCAUUCGUUAACGUUGGAAUUAAUGUAUGCAGUGGGAUUUGCUGUUAUAGGGGCGGUUAUCAAAAACGUGGGGAAGGUUUGGAUUUUGUUUGUUACUCUUGGAGCUUGUGGAAUUUGUGGGAUCAUUACAAUUUACGUGAAUCUUCCUAUGGUAGCAAUCUACCUGUAUCUUAUUUUGCUCCUUUGUGGCUUAGGAAUCAAUGUCUUAAGUGCUGCAACAGUCGAUCUCUAUCCAACUAGGCUUAGAGCAAUGGCUGUCUGUAUAUCACUGAUGAUGGGUCGUUUAGGGAGUGUUGUUGGAGCAAACAUAGUCGGUCUUCUAAUUAGCCAUCAUUGCGAGAGUGCAUUUUUGGCAACAGGGAUUUCCUUAAUUAUUGCUGGUUUUCUAGGCUUUUUCAUUCCAAAACCAGUUAAAGGAGGUUCCGAAUCACCUCGACGUAUAAGUCUAAUAUCAAUGACGGGGAAUUGAUAAAUAAUUUUAGACGUUCUUAUGAAGAAAAAAAAAUAAAUUUUAAAGUCUGAUAUCUUACCUGAGAAUUUAAAUAAAAUAUAGGUUAUGAUUUUUUUUUAUUCGUUUGCAGUUCACAAUAUAAACAAACAAAACAUUUGUUAUUAUGCAUACUCUUAAGCUGUAAUCGAUAUAAGAAAAUAAGUUAGUUUUGUAUUAAAAAU
This is a messenger RNA of Eupeodes corollae, 2340 nucleotides long. RefSeq names its product synaptic vesicle glycoprotein 2B-like. The transcript is spliced from 7 exons. Lineage: Eukaryota; Metazoa; Arthropoda; Insecta; Diptera; Syrphidae. Bases 416 to 2137 code for a protein of 573 amino acids. The record is from RefSeq and is a predicted model, not a curated record. Gene Ontology annotation, biological process: transmembrane transport. Gene Ontology annotation, molecular function: transmembrane transporter activity.